This is a messenger RNA of Suillus discolor, 518 nucleotides long. RefSeq lists its product as uncharacterized. Lineage: Eukaryota; Fungi; Basidiomycota; Agaricomycetes; Boletales; Suillaceae. The coding region runs from base 87 to 410 and encodes 107 amino acids. The record is from RefSeq and is a predicted model, not a curated record. The transcript has 8 exons.
UGUCGAUGGCUACAUUCUGGACUUAUGAUUAUGCAUGUUCACUUCAUGAAGAGUGGACAUUUUUACUUCGAUCACGCUGGGGCAAGAUGAAAGCCCUCUAUAUCGUCACACGAUACCUCCCCUUCAUCUUUCUCGCCACGGAUCUAUAUCUAUAUUGUGCCCCGAAUGAGAACCCAAGUAAAUGCCGGGUGUUGGAAAAUACUGAAUCAGGUCUUGGAAUAGUAUUAGUCAUCGUCUCUGAAAUUUUUUUUAUCCUCAGAACAUAUGUGUUAUGGCACAAGAAUAGACUCUUACUCGCAACCAUGCUGUCCACCUUUUUUAUUGUUCUCGCAGUAAGCUUCAGCAUUGCCUUCACCACUGGAGUCCCCGCAGCAUGUACUCGCUCUCACCUUCCCUCUGGCGUUCCAUGAUCACUAAAACAUUCUGUUCACUGUCACAGAUGCGACUAGCGGGGUUCCGGGCAUCACAGGGUGCUACCAGAGUUCGACCAGUUUCCAGUACUUCAUACCAUUUCUUCU